AUGACGAAAGAUCGAUUGCCCGCUUUACGAGCGGCCCAGAAUACUGAGGACAGCGAUCCUGAUGCUGCCUAUACUGCUAUCAAUAUGGAAGAUAACAGUCGAUUCAUGUCCGACUUUUUUGCUCAUGUCGAUUCACUGCGUACGAAUAUCGAUAAAAUAAGUGAAUUAGUGGAUGAAGUCAAACGUCUUCAUUCCACGAUUCUCGCGGCACCACAAGCCGAUGAUCGGACGAAAGAAGAGCUCGAAGAAAAAAUGGCCGAUAUCAAAAAAUUGGCGAAUGGUGUUCGACAAAAACUGAAAGAAAUGGAACAAAAUCAAGAGCAAUCUCAGACAUCGUCGAGCAAAACUCAAGCACAACUACGAAUCGAAAAAUCACAGUUAUGUGUAUUAACACGAACGUUUCGUGAUGUGAUGAACGAUUAUAAUCAAGUUCAGUUGGGUUACCGACAAAAGUGCAAAGAGAGAAUACAGCGACAGCUUGAGAUCACCGGAAGAUCAGUAACUGAAGGAGAAGUCGAAGAAAUGUUGGAAUCAGGUAAUCCAGCAGUAUUCACACAAGGCAUUAUGGUUGAAACAGCGCAAGCUAAACAAUCCUUAGCGGAUAUUGAAGCUCGGCAUGGUGAUAUUAUGAAAUUAGAAAAGAGUAUCAAAGAACUACACGAUAUGUUUAUUGAUAUGGCUGCACUUGUUCAAACACAGGGUGAAAUGAUUGAUCGAAUCGAAUACAAUGUUGUACAAUCAGAAAAUUUCGUCAAGGCUGCUAGUACAGAUACGAAAAAAGCUGUUAAAUUCCAAAGUGCCGCCCGACGGAAAAAAAUUCUGCUUAUCAUUUGCCUGAUUGUAACAGUCAUCAUUAUUAUCCUCAUAAUUGUCAUUUAUUUCGUGGUUAAAAGUAAAACUACUGACAAUUCGUCAGCAGUUACUGCAACUCCAGGAAAACGAUAAAAAAAAUCAUUAUCCUCAUCUGCUUGGCUGUUAUCAUCGUUAUCCUUGGAUCCAUGGUUGCUGGUUGGCUUGGUCUUAAAAGAUAGCGACCGACCUAUAUGA
Adineta ricciae is the source of this 1047-nucleotide messenger RNA. The record is from the annotation of a GenBank genome assembly. NCBI's taxonomy places the organism in Eukaryota, Metazoa, Rotifera, Eurotatoria, Adinetida, Adinetidae.